Molecule: messenger RNA, 2596 nt
Organism: Rhinolophus ferrumequinum (greater horseshoe bat)
Lineage: Eukaryota; Metazoa; Chordata; Mammalia; Chiroptera; Rhinolophidae
Gene: LSMEM2
Product: leucine rich single-pass membrane protein 2
Exons: 3
Coding region: 1584-2018 (144 amino acids)
Source: RefSeq, a predicted model, not a curated record
UGACCACGGAGAAACCUACCCCUGCUCCACUGACCCCGCGUCCUUAACUAGUCGUCAGUCACAAUGUCCCAGCGCAAGUCAUGGGACCUGCCGCUGUGCAUGGAGGAAGGCUUACCAUGCCUGGAACCCCUUCUCAUCUCAGCUUCUGCCUGUUUCCCCUGCUAGGGACAGCAAGAGCGGUUGAGGUAGCUACCCAGUUGGGAGAGGGUGAACUAAAGGCUGUGCCUAAGUGGGUGUGGGUGGGGCAGCUGCCUGGCAGGUUCAGCUCUUACUUCAGAGGAAGCUGCGAUUGUGGAUGAGCAGUGGUUCCAGGAAGCAUUUGGGCGCAUGGCCCAGGGAGGGGCGAGGCUUCUGACUUCCUCCAACUUGGGCCUAAGUGUCCCCAACUGGCUAAACGUUGGGAUCCCUUUGUUGGCCAGAAUAACCGCAAGUAAAGACUUUGGUGGCCACUCACCUAACUGUUUCACCACAUACAAGAAGCAUGGAGGCUCAGAGGGGUCAGAGCAGGGACCCAAGAAGCUCCAGAUCCAGAUGCUGGCCAGGGUACAGGACCAGCUGCUCCACAGUUCCAGCCUGGCCUAGCUGGGAAACUCCCCCCACCACAUUUUCAAUUUUAUAUUGGAUGGGAAGGCGGGGAAACCCUGGGUGUGUAGGGGGUGUUACCUCCUUUUGGGGUCUUAACAAUGACAUUUACUGUGUGUUGUCCCUGGUAACAAACAGAAUCUGAGUUCAAUUUAGAAAGUGUGGGAAGAGCACAACCAAGUGCAAAGUGGGAAUUUAAUAUGACCCUCAAUGCACCACCCAGACGUAACUGGCAGCAUUUGUUGUUUUACUUACUUUCAAGCGCGUCAGGGGUCAUUUUCAGGCAAAUCAUGAAGGUUGAGUUAUUGUUCAGAAAGCGAUAGACCCAGAAAAUCUACUCACCCUUGCCCCUAUAAGAUGUCCCUUCAAUGCUCCCCACUUUGUGAUCUAUUUUCCAGCUGGACAUCUGGGGGUCGUAAGGAGCCAAGAUUAAAAAAAAAAAAAUCAAGUCAAAGAACCACCAGAAGAAAAUAUAAUUUUUAGAAAUAAUAAACACUUUGAUGGAUCUAAAAAUAAGUAAAUAUCAUAGGAAAAGUGACUGUGUAGAGGCUUUGAACAGAUAAUUAGGAAGCCACAUACAUAUUGAUCAGCCCCCCCUCUAGGCAGAGAUCAAAUCAAAUGGGUCAAAAAGGCCUUUCUCAGUUCCCAGCUUAGCAAAUAUGUGUGUGCAUAUGUAUGUAUAUAUGUUUUUUUCGAUGGAGAGGCUUAAUGGUGGCAAUGUUGUAUCCUUUGGGGGGCUGCGGGUAGCCAUGGUGGCAGCCAAUUUGAGGAUAGCUUUAAAAAAGUCCCUGCUUUUUGAUCCAGUAAUUCUGCUUCUGGAAUCUGUCCUUAUUAACUGUUAGGAAAUUGAAAGACCUCUUCUUACUCAAUGAUGCACAUCCUUUUCUAGGAAUUAUUGAUUUCAAAAGAGAACUGGAAACAACCUAAAUGCCCAGGCGGCCUCAGAGGGAUGCCUGAAAGAAGACCUCAGAGGCCUGUGAAAGUCUGAUAACAAAGACACCAUGGCACCAAUGCUGAGCCCGAAGAACAGGGCAUCACUGGCUCCCAACCACAUGCAGGAGGUGCGCCUGCACCGAGUGGAGUCCAUCAGCGACCUACACAGCGGAGGCUCACUGCACCCCUACCUAGCCGAGGAGGCUCAGCCAUGGGAUGAGCUGCUGGGCAUCCUGCCACCGUCGCUGUGCGCCCAGCCUGGCUGCAGCCCUUUGCACAGCCGAGGGGGCUUCCUGCUGCUGCUCGCACUGCUGGUGUUCACCUGCCUGGCACUCGCCAUCCUGGCUGUCUACCUGAGCGGUAUGGAGGCGCAAGAAGCCAGUGGGAACCAAGGGCAAGGAAGUGGGACCAGGAGGCCUUUCUGUACGGUUGGGAGGAGCAACUGCAGAGACCGAGGCAGCGAAGUGUGGGGUGGGGGUUCUCGGCCCCUGACGCUGGGCUGAGUGGAAGGGGGACCAUGGGGUGGCAUGGGGUCUGCUAACCCCCCAUCUUAUCCUGCCUGCCUGUCCGCAGUGCUGCAGAGUGAAUCCCUACGCAUGCUGGCACACACACUACGCACGCAGGAGGAGAUGCUACUCAAACUCCGGCUGGCCAGCCUCAGCCAGUUGCGGAGGCUCAACUCCAGUGAGGCCCGAGCACCCAGUUGAGAUGCUACUUGGACCUGGGGUCUGGGGGUGUGUGUGGGGGGAAUAAAGUGGCCGUUAGCAGGUUUCUCCUCUCCCACUGCUGCUCCACACUACUUUCUUGGUGAGGGUUUUGUAUAGGAGCCUCAUCUGGCCCCAUAGCUGCCCGCCUCUCCUGGCUUCUUCAGGCCAGGCCUAACCAAAGCUUCAGGUGCCAAGACCCUGCUAUGGGUGGCCCAAGGUCAAAGGAAGUGAUGCCAGCCUCCUGGCUCCUCCUGUGACCUCUCAGCAUUCUCUGGCUCCCUCAGCAGAUUCAGAAGUCUAGAAAUAACCAGCCCCAUCCCAGACACCCAAGCUGCCAGGCCUCCCAGUGGGGAUCCAGCCUCAGCUCUCAAGAC